AUGCAUGCCUCGGGGAUCCUCAAGGCAAUUGCCUUGGGAUUAAACCUCGUCGUUGUCAAAGCCUUGACAGAUUGCCCUAGUACACUAUCGUAUUACACAGAUGCCGAUGGUGCUAGAUACGCAACCUGCUCCGGGACUGAUCUACAAGGAACAAGCUCAUUGAUCACCAGUAGUGUCACUACUUCUUCAGCGUGUGCUCAGAUUUGCAGCGCAAAUACCACAUGCACGAAAGCAGUCUAUGACACGACAAACAAGAAGUGCCAUAUCAAAGACACCACGGCAACCUUGACCUGGGUCUCGAAUACACAAUUCAAUGUGAUAUAUAUAAAUAACACCUUUGCUGAAGGCACCAUCAUUGCGCGGUGUCCUUUCACAAAUACCACCUAUACUGGAACGACGGGGACCUUCUCUAUUUGUCCUGAUACUGAUCUCCAGGGUACGAGCGCGUCAAUUGUCGCAAGCAUUGCAAGUCGCGAGGCAUGUGCAAAGCUUUGUGACACAACCAGUGGCUGCACUCAAGCUGUGUACGACAAAACUGGGAAAUAUUGCCACUUGAAGGACUCUACCGGAUUAUUGACUGUAAGCUGGGUAUAUAACAAAAAGUACGAUGUGAUCAACAAGGCUGUUGCAUCGACGCCCGCAACGACUGGCCAGUGGACAGAUUUGAUUCGCUUUCCCAUCAUCCCCGUGGCUGCCUAUAUCGUUCCCGAGGCGCCUGAUACCACUAGGCUGCUGGUCUUUUCGUCUUGGGGCGCGACAACCUUUGGUGGCGCAGGAGGCUACACGCAAUUCGCCGACUACAACUGGAAGACGGGAGCCAUCUCGCAGCGUCAAGUAUCAAACACAAACCAUGACAUGUUUUGUCCAGGAAUGAGCCAGCUUCAAGACGGCCGCCUUGUGAUCACUGGUGGUUCAGAUGCAGAGAAGACGAGCAUUUAUGACCCCAAGACCAAUGCAUUCACGCGUGGACCAGAUAUGAAUGUGAGUGAUUACAACCAAUCUUCAACUACCUUGUCGAAUGGCAAGAUCUUCACUGUGGGCGGCUCAUAUUCUGGUGGUUAUGGCGGCAAGGAUGGAGAGGUCUACGACCCUACGGCCAACACCUGGACUCUCCUAACCGGUGCCGUGCCUGAACCAAUCCUCACGGACGACCAUGAAGGUAUCUGGAGAGAGGACAAUCACGCUUGGCUCUAUGGAUGGAAGAAUGGCUCGGUCUUCCAGGCUGGUCCCUCCAGAACGCAGCACUGGUUCGAUACCGCCGGUAAUGGGUCCGUGGUGCUCGCAGCUACCCGCGAUACUGACGAUGCCAUGUGCGCAAUCAAUGUCAUGUACGAUGUGGGCAAGAUCUUUUCAGCCGGCGGCGCGUCCGACUAUGACAAUAGCGCGGGAUGGACAUCGGCUCACAUCACCACGAUCACUUCCCCGUAUGUCAAUGCUACCGUCGAGCGAGUGGCAGACAUGGCUUAUGCGCGGGCCUUCGGUAAUGGUGUUGUGUUGCCCGAUGGAAACAUCAUUGUGACUGGAGGCCAGAAGACGGCUCAUGUCUUCACCGACACAGACGGGGCCACCGCUGCCGAGCUCUUCAACCCUUACACAAAGACCUGGAAAACACUAGCUAAAGCCGCCGUGGCGCGAAAUUAUCAUAGCGUGUCACUUCUCCUCCCCGAUGGGACUGUCCUCAGCGGAGGUGGCGGACUUUGCUACGUUGGUGCUCCGGGUUCGUCAGACGCCGCCUGUAACAAGGCGGUGGACCACGCCGAUGCCCAGAUAUUCUCGCCGCCGUAUCUCUUCAACUCUGACAAUACCCUGGCCACACGGCCCGUCAUAAGCUCUGUUUCGGCGACUGCAGUCAAGGUCGGCGGCAGUCUGAGCGCGACCAUGAGCUCCUCUACCGCGGGUGUCAAGUUUGCAUUGAUGCGCAUUGGCAGUGUCACUCAUUCUAUCAAUUCUGACCAACGUAGACUACCAAUUUCGACGACUGUUCAAAGUGGCACACAGUACAGCUUCACUCUGGAACAGGAUCCCGGUGUCCUUUUGCCUGGAUACUACUACCUCUUUGCUCUCUCGAGCGCUGGCGUUCCCUCUGUUGCAAAGACAAUACAAGUAACACUAUGA
This is a messenger RNA of Pestalotiopsis fici W106-1, 2115 nucleotides long. RefSeq lists its product as uncharacterized. Lineage: Eukaryota; Fungi; Ascomycota; Sordariomycetes; Amphisphaeriales; Sporocadaceae. The record is from RefSeq and is a predicted model, not a curated record. The transcript is spliced from 9 exons. The coding region runs from base 1 to 2115 and encodes 704 amino acids. Gene Ontology annotation, molecular function: protein binding.